Fusarium sp. VM40 is the source of this 684-nucleotide messenger RNA. The record is from the annotation of a GenBank genome assembly. Lineage: Eukaryota; Fungi; Ascomycota; Sordariomycetes; Hypocreales; Nectriaceae.
AUGGCUUCAAAAGAAAAUGAAAAUAUUCCCGUCACUAAUGACAGCUUGGGGCAGCCUCUUUCGGCGAAGAACCAGGUCCUUACUGCGGGUGCUGCUGUGACGCAGGAGUUUCGACCGGUGAAGCAUAUUUGCGCUCAUCUCAAUGCAUUUCACGCAUACGCGGAUGAUCCAUCGCGAUUCGUGGAGACAAACCACUAUUGCGCCCACCUGAACGAGGACGUGCGCCAAUGUCUCCUCUAUGACUCGGACCAGCCCAACGCCCGUCUCAUAGGAAUUGAGUACAUGAUCACGCCCAAGCUCUAUGAAACACUCGACAAAGAAGAGCGCAAACUAUGGCACUCGCAUGUCUACGAGGUCAAGUCGGGAAUGCUCAUCAUGCCCAACCGCGCCGUACCUGAGAGCGCAUGGCAAGUAGCCGAGAAUUAUGAGAUGGAGCAAGUCGUUUAUCUGUAUGGAAAGGUGUACCACUUGUGGCAAACGGAUCGGGGGCAUACGCUGCCGCUGGGUGAGCCGAAGCUCAUGACGAGUUUCACGGCGGAUGGGCAGUUUGACUUUGAGAAGCAUGUCGGGGAGCGGGAUAAGAGGUUCGGAACGGAUUAUAAGGUUAAGAAGGAGGCGAGAAAGGAUAUUCCUGUACCGGAGAUUCAUGAGGAUGCGGACCAAGCCUGGAAGAAGAACGAUUGA